Triticum aestivum (bread wheat) is the source of this 1900-nucleotide messenger RNA. RefSeq names its product 7-deoxyloganetin glucosyltransferase. Lineage: Eukaryota; Viridiplantae; Streptophyta; Magnoliopsida; Poales; Poaceae. The transcript has 2 exons. Bases 100 to 1554 code for a protein of 484 amino acids. Gene Ontology annotation, molecular function: quercetin 3-O-glucosyltransferase activity; quercetin 7-O-glucosyltransferase activity. The record is from RefSeq and is a predicted model, not a curated record.
UCAUCUGCUAUAUGUACAUCUGCACCGUGACAUUGCCACUGCAAGCAGGGAGGUUCCUCAUUUUCUCCCACUAAACGCAAAAUUUCUCUAGGCGACGACAUGGCCACGAACAAGAAGCAGCCCCACGCCGUGCUCGUGCCGUUCCCGGCGCAGGGGCACGUCACGCCGAUGAUGAAGCUGGCCAAGGUCCUGCACCGCAAGGGCUUCCACAUCACCUUCGUCAACACCGAGUACAACCAGCGCCGCCUCGUCCGCUCCCGCGUCCCCGGCGCCGUGGCCGGCCUCCCGGGCUUCCGCUUCGCCACCAUCCCAGACGGCAUACCCACGUCUGAUGUCGACGCCGACGCCGAUGCCCCGCAGGACCCGGUGUCCCUCUGUUACUACACGAUGACCACCUGCCUCCCCCACUUGAAGAACCUGCUCCGCGACCUCAACGGCGCGGUUGGGGCGCCGCGGGUGAGCUGCGUCGUGGGCGAUGGCGUCAUGAGCUUCUGCAUGGAUGCCGCCGCGGACCUCGGCGUGCCGUGCGCGCUGUUCUGGACUGCCAGCGCCUGCGGCUUCAUGGGCUACCGCAACUUCCGGUUCCUCCUAGACGAGGGCCUCACCCCUCUCAAAGAUGAGGACCAAGUGAAGAACGGGUACUUGGACACGCCGGUGGCACAGGCACACGGGAUGAGCAAGCACAUGCGUCUCCGAGACUUCUCAUCCUUCGUCCGCACGACGGACCGCAGCGACAUCCUGUUCAACUUCCUGCUGCACGAGGUCGAGCAGUCGGACCGCGCGACCGCCAUCGUCCUUAACACCAUUGACGAGCUCGAGCAGACGGCCCUCGACGCCAUGCGCGCCAUCCUCCCCCUGCCCGUCUACACCAUCGGCCCGCUUAACUCACUCACCGAGCAGCUGGUCUCACAGGAAGGCGAUCUCGCCGGGAUACGCUCCAGCCUCUGGAGAGAAGACCAGUCAUGUCUCAAGUGGCUCCAGGGCAGGGAGCCCCGCUCCGUGGUGUAUGUCAACUACGGGAGCGUAACCACCAUGUCCAAGCAGGAGCUGGUGGAGUUCGCUUGGGGGCUUGCCAACUGUGGCUACGACUUCCUGUGGAUCGUGAGGAACGACCUGGUGAAGGGCGAUGCCGCGGUGCUGCCUCCCGAGUUCCUCGAGGCCACCAAGGGCAGGUGCCUCCUAGCGAGCUGGUGCGAGCAGGAGGCGGUGAUGCACCACGAGGCGGUGGGCGCCUUCCUGACGCACUGUGGGUGGAACUCGAUGAUGGAGGGGCUCAGCGCCGGGGUGCCCAUGCUAUGUUGGCCUUUCUUCGCCGAGCAGCAGACCAACUGCCGAUACGCGUGCAUGGAGUGGGGCGUCGGGGUGGAGGUCGGCGACGACGUCCGCCGGGAGGCGGUCGAGGCGAGGAUAAGGGAGGUGAUGGGAGGAGAAGUAGGGAGGGAGAUGAGGAGGAGGGCGGCAGAGUGGAAGGAGGUCGCUUCUCGCUCAACCGCGCAACCUGGUGGCAGGUCGUUGGCCAACCUUGAGAGUCUGCUCAAGGAUGUACUGAAGUGACCGCCAAUAACAAAUAAUUAAGGUGGGUAUAUAGUCACUCCUUGCAAAACUAUAGUGGAUAUAAUUUUUUACAAAGUCAAACAUUGUAAACUUUGACUAGUUUAUUGAAAACUUAACUACAUUUACCAAUUAGCCUUCUACCAUUUACCCGCUAAACUUUGGAAGCUGUCUUUCAAGUUAACAAAUAUACGUAUUGAAAAGCUAACAAAUAUAGGUCGAUAAAAGCAGAAAUUUGUGUGCGGCGGGUGCAGGCAAUAUGGUAGUCUAUAUGGAUUUCUUGGCUAGAAAAGCCAACAAAUAUAUGUAUUGGUGGAAUCUAGAGAAAGCGGACAAGAUUAUAUACUAA